Molecule: messenger RNA, 1280 nt
Organism: Exophiala oligosperma
Lineage: Eukaryota; Fungi; Ascomycota; Eurotiomycetes; Chaetothyriales; Herpotrichiellaceae
Exons: 1
Coding region: 73-1158 (361 amino acids)
Source: RefSeq, a predicted model, not a curated record
CUCAUCUUGUCUCUCGUUUAAAUCGUCCCCCUUUUUUUUAUUUCACAAGGUCGCACAAAACAAAAUUAAAAAAUGAUGCUGUCUUCUUUGUCCUUUACCCUUUCCGUCCUCAUUGGCAGCCUCGUGGCGCAGACGUGGGCAUGCUCUCGAGUCACCUACAACAGCGGCCCCAAUGACAACAACCGGAUGAUCGUGGGGAGGUCCAUGGAUUGGUUCAUGACCACCAACGCCAGCAUCUGGGCCUUCCCACCUGGGAUGCAACGAAACGGCAACGUCGGAACCAACUCUCUGAACUGGACCUCCAAGUACGGCUCGGUCGUGACGGCAAUGUACUACCAGGCCACGGUCGACGGGAUGAACUCGCAAGGCCUGACGGGCAACUUUCUGUACCUCUCCGACAGCAACUACGGCCAACGUGACGAAUCCAUCCCCGGUCUCUCGGUCGGGGCGUGGCUCCAAUACUUUCUCGACAACUACGCCACCGUGGACGAGGCUGUCAAGGACCUCUACACCGCCAGCGGGCGCGGGAAGUUCCAGAUCGUCAGCACCGAGGUCAUCCCCGGCACGCCCUCGGUGGGCCACGUCAGCCUGGCCGACGCCUCGGGCGACAACCUGAUCAUGGAGUACCUCGACGGCGUCUUGACCAUCCACCACGGCAAGCAGUACACCGUCAUGACGAACCAACCGCCUUACGACCAACAGCUCGCCAUCAACGCCUACUGGCUGCCCAUCGGGAACCAGUCGCUGCCGGGCACGCGCCGCCCCGCCGACCGGUUCGCCCGUCUGUCCUACUACAACAACGUGACGGUCGAGGUCAACGACCCGGAGCAGGCCGUCGCCGUGGCGGCGUCGAUGAUCCGCGCCGUCAGCGUCCCCUUUUCGCCUUCCCUGCCGGGUCAACCCAACGUGGCCUCGACCCUGUGGCGGACGUACAGCGACACCCAGGCACUGCGGUACUACUACGAAAGUUCCACCCUGCCCAUGUUCUUCUGGGUCGACCUGCCCAGUAUGAACCUGUCGAACAACAACACCCCCGUCAAGGUGUUGCAGUUGUUGGACGUCAAUCCCGAGACGAGGGUGGGCAACAUGGGCAGUAGCUUUGUGAACUCGGCACCUUUCACCUUUUUGACGAGCGCCGGUGGGAACAGCACCACAUGAAGGUUUUCUCUUCAUUUCCUUCUUGCUAAGAUUCUACUUCUCGUGAGGGGAGGGGGUUUUCUACCAUGAUUUUAUUAUAAACCUUUAAUAUCUUGAAUGGAUGAAUAUUUGUGUUUUGGAAA